AUGUCGACUCCGACAGCGUCAAAUCAAACGCCGCAGCAACCUGGUUCCGCCUCGAAGAAAGCUACCGGCCAUGUCACCACACCUUCACACCUGGGCCUCGCAUCCCCCGCUCCUCGUAGCGUGCCAUCGCCUGCAGCGACGCGCAAAGACCAUGCAGGAAAGACACCGGUCAACCACCCCACUGCCAGCUCGACUGGCAGCAAGACGCUCGGCAGCACACCCAUGGUACCCAAUCUGAGCCAGACCGGCAUGAGCUCCUCACCAGGCGCACACAAUGCGAGCUUCGGCACGCCGAGCGCUCUCGCUGGACUCGGCGUGGAUCUCGGGUCGACUACGCCUGGCCAACUGAGUAAUCUUCUGGCAGGCGGCGCGGCGAUGAUGCCUACCAUGAGCGAUCUGGGGUUGAGCUCGAGGAGUGGGAAGAAGAAUGAGGACGAGGAGCGAAGGGAUAAGAUGAGGCGGGUGUUGAAGAACAUCGGGAAGAGAAAGGGAAGAGUCAGCGAGCAGGGCAUCAGACGCAUUGGGCGGAGACUGGGACUUGAUAUCGACUUGGAUGGGGAAUCGGAAGAGAGGCCUCAUAAGGUGGGGAAUCGCCCGAUUGGCCUCGCCGGUACUCAAUUCAUGAUUGAUCUCAGUCUGAAGCAACAAGUGGCACAGAAGGUGGACGUCAUCAUCUCCAGUGAAGGUGCGGAUCUUGGGGAGUUUGCAACACCAGCGUCCGAGGUUCUGCUCAACGAUCUCAAAGUGUCAGACGGGAUCCAGCUGCACUCGAACCUGGACCGCUUCGCGAGGAACUUGAAUCGACUAUCACGCCUUGACAUCCUCUGCAAGACUGGCAAGGUUAAUUGCUUCAAUGCUAUCUAUGGUCUCUACAAGAACUUGAAGAAGCUGAACGAGCUGGAGAUCGAGGCGGUCAAGGCACGACUGGGGAGUGAUGUCGAUAAUGUGGAUGGGAAGGCACACGAUGAGGUCCUGCGCAAGAGAAGUGGGAAGCCGACGAUUCAUGCGCGAGAUCGAGUGGGCCUGGCGUUGGAAUACUGGGCAGCAGCGAACUCAUCCUCAAGUGGGCACCAUGAGUCCAAGAUGGAAGUCGACGGUGUCGAGAACUCUCAGUUAACCGCCGACACUCAGUCAGACGUUCACAGCCUCCAGAUCGAAGUGGAGAGUUGGCCUGCGCCUAUGCACACUGCGCUGCGGAUAUCCGAGGCUUGGCUUCCAGAGACCUUUGAUAUCCCUGAUCCAGAGUCCGGCGAGAGUCUUCCCUGGCAAGAUCCACCGCCAACGUAUGUGACCGAAAGCGAUGGACGAGGCAAUGUCAUGGCUGUGGACGGCACCCAACAGGUACCAGACCUCAGAUUUGUUGCGAAUCUAGACCCACCAGUCGUGUUGCCUUGGAAUAUGGUCAACGUCCUGUCCGAAGCUGGUAUCGACCUCCCGCCCAUUGGCCAGAUUCCAGACUUCUACGAUGCUUCAUUGAACGUAGAGACGGGCUCUGUGACAGUACCCUCUGAGCCCAUAGAAGCUGAGCAGAGCGUGCUGGCGUUACAGGAUGGUCAAGAGAAGGAUGUGCUCCAUCAUUACAUUCUCGAUGUCUCGAAGCCCGACCAUGGCUAUAAGCUUGAGAAGUUGUAUUUCUCGCAUCCCAGGCAACUCAUCAGUCUGUUGCCUGUCUUGCGACAGUGGGCUCAGGGGGGAUCUCUGAUACACAGCUGCUUUGGCGACAAGCAGGACAACACACCCAAACCUCAAGUAGCAACCAAUGGUGUCAACGGGAAACUUACCAAUGGCCAUGCGAACGACCUACAGUCCGACAGCAUGGACCUGGACGACACAAACGACCCCACACACGACAAGCUGACGGUAAACAUCGGCCUGUCCGUCCUCCCACAACCCACCCUCUCCGUCACCUUCCCGGAGUCGACGUCCCCGAAGAUUGGUAACACUAUCUUCCAGAUCAUGCCGAACGCCAGUCUAGCCGUGACGAGCUUCGAAGGGAUGGACGAGAUCAACGAAGCCCACAACCCAGACGGAUCACCGAGCGAGAAAGCGAAGAAGAUUGCGAGGGCCCUGGAGAGCUGUGGAGAUUUGGGUGUUUGGAUUGAGUGGAUGAGGCUGAGGCGUUGA
Zasmidium cellare ATCC 36951 is the source of this 2124-nucleotide messenger RNA. RefSeq lists its product as uncharacterized. Gene Ontology annotation, cellular component: mediator complex. Lineage: Eukaryota; Fungi; Ascomycota; Dothideomycetes; Mycosphaerellales; Mycosphaerellaceae. Gene Ontology annotation, molecular function: transcription coregulator activity. The transcript has a single exon. The coding region runs from base 1 to 2124 and encodes 707 amino acids. Gene Ontology annotation, biological process: regulation of transcription by RNA polymerase II. The record is from RefSeq and is a predicted model, not a curated record.